This is a messenger RNA of Blepharisma stoltei, 2108 nucleotides long. NCBI's taxonomy places the organism in Eukaryota, Ciliophora, Heterotrichea, Heterotrichida, Blepharismidae. The record is from the annotation of a GenBank genome assembly.
AUGGAUAGUAGUUUCUCAUCAAGUAAACAGCUUCAUGAUUUUUUUAAAGUUUGCUUCCGUGAAAACUGCGAAAUCGACGAAGAAGAAGUCACUAUUGAAGAAGAAAAGACUCUCGAAGAACUCAGCCCAUAUGAGGUUUUUCAAAACUUCAAAGAUCUGGUCAAUGAUUUACUUCAGUUCAAGCGGAAGUUUAAGAAAACCGACAAAGGUGGCCUGGAAACCCAGUGCGAACAAUUAGAAAUUUUGCUGCAAAAAUUAGAAGCAGAAGCAAGAAUCCACUAUGGAAUAGAGCAUCAACUGAAAAUUCAUAUAGAUACCUGUCAAAGUAAAGUUGAAGAAUUAGAAAAAGCGAUAAUUGCUUAUUCAAUUAUUAUAGAAAAACAGGAGAAAAAAAUAAAUGAUUAUGAAAAUGAGAUAAAAAGAUUGAAAAAGACAAAAGAAAAUUAUCAUGAUGGGCUGGAAGAAAAAAUUAUUCUAAUUUAUUGUGAUUAAAAAUGUAACCCCCCAUUUAAAUUUUACAAAAUCUAAGAUGAUUAAUUUUAGAAAAAAAAAUAUUUAUAAAACUUUCUGAAUAUUUUUUGAAAUUAAUUAAUAAAACUAUAAUUCAAAGUUUUAAUCUAUUUAAAUAGCGUUUUCCUGAUACUCAGACCUUUAAAAUUCCAAAAUUUUGUAGAAUUUCGAUUUAGCGACAUUAAGUUACUAAAGCUGUUAAAAUAAAUAUAAUUUUACGCAUAAAAAAUAAUAUUUUUUCAAAUUUAAAGGGCUAAUUUACCCGAAAAUGGUAUUUCUGUAUUUCCUACUUAAAUGGGAUAAGAAUGAGAGGGUGUUAAUAAUUAUUUUUUUUAAAACACAAAAUAAUAAUUUUAUUGAGACCCUCUCAGUCUUAAAUGAUUGGUAUAAAUUAAUAGAAAAGAGAUUUAAAGAAGAAAUUUCUAGCUUACUCUCCCACUCGUAAGCGAGCAAAAUUAUAUGCUUACGCACGACUUUUUUUUAAAUUUUAUUUUCGAUAUUUUAAUUGGACUACUCUUGGAAAAUUCUGGGCCGGGAGGAGGGGAGAAAAAGUACAGCCAUACCCAGAUGGUAUCUGUUUUUACCACCCGAUAAAGUCCAAAUAGCAAUUCGAAAAGACUCCUCUGCAACAAUUAGAAGGAGAUGAUGAUCAUGAUGAUUUUUUCAGAAAUUAUAUUUUCAGAUCAGAGAUUUUAUCAGAAAAACUAAUAAUAGAUCAGGCUGAGGCUGGUAUAUGUCAGAAACUUUUAUAUUUUAUCAGAAGUUAUUUGAGCGGCCUCUUAGAAGUCUUAGUAAUAGCCAGUAAUCCUUAAUCCUUAUUUUUUGAAAUUAAUUUAUAAAAUACCGUUUAGAAUGAAAUUUAAUAGAAUUAUCUGGAGACCUUAUUAUAAUAAUUAUCACUUAUGGCUUUGCUCAUUUACAGAGCCGGAUUUAGUAGAAAAUCAUAAGCAAGAAAACGGAAGAGACAUGGACAGAACUGUAUUUAAAACUUUUGACCACAAAAGAGUGCUAAGAAAUGAUAAAUCUGCUUUAAGAUUCGAAGAAUUUGUGAAAUUAAAAUCAAUGUUAGAAGAUAAAAGUAAAGAGUUAGAAGUAAUGAAAGAAAAAUAUAAAAAGGUAAAAUCGGACGAAAAAACAAGCACCGUUGAAAGAAAAGCAAAUAUGCAUAGGACUGAGUAUAUUUAUAUAUAUAUAAAUAAUUUUUAUUACAAUUAUAUAAAUAAUAUCUUCCUUAUUACGAAAUAUUCAUAUAAAAAUUUAUAUGACAUUAAAUUUCCUGAAGCAAAAAAUUUUGCAACUAAUCGAGAAAAUGGCUUUUUACGAAAAUCAGCUACAAAUUUAUUAGAAAUGAUGAAAAAAAACUAUAAAACUAGAGCUGUUCAGAAAUUAGCAAAUGAAAAAAGCAGAGAUAUAAGCACCGAUAGAAGAGACCACGAGCUGCUGCAUAUAAGGUCUAUUUCUGAUCAAAUAAGAUCAGAAUCUUUGCCAAGUUAUCGUGGACCUAAAAGAAAUACCGGAGAAACUUAUACCUUUAUUAAUUAGUACCUAUUUUUUAAAAAAUUAAAAAAAAUUACUGCACCCCCUUCAAUUAGGAAUAA